AUGGAUCUCACCAGAGACUUUUUGCAAAUCGGCCAAAACCCCAGUCCCCCCCGGUCUCCGGACCUGAGUGACGAGCUGUUUGAAACUUUCUUUGACCUGCGGAAGUACUUCGAGGACAGGGAUCCCUCGGACAAGCAGGCCCACCUGGCCACCCCGCAGCACCUUAACGAGCUCAUCACUGGCAUCCGCCCACUCAUUGAUAGCAUUGAGUCUCACCCAUUCUUGAGCAUGGGCAAUUCCUUUGGUUCCGAUGAUGAGGCCACCGCCUCGCCCGGAUACUCGAGCCACCCCUCCCCACCUGAGCUUGUUCAGGGCGAGGGUAGCACCUCCCCCUCUGAGCAUUCCGGCCCCACCUUCCCAGAGCAGCCCGAGUCGUACAAGCCUCAUGCUGCGAGCCUCCAGGAAAUAAGGAACCAUGACGACCAGUGGACAUAUCCGCAGGCAUACUCGUCCGAUUCCCCGGCCUCAACCCAGCACCGCAUCAUCCACCAUGAUGUUGCUGCCGUUCCCAGCCAGGCCGCCAACCGCGGUCCUCAACCUGGGGGCCCUGCAGCCAUCGGCUCUCAAGUGGCUGGUAAUAAGCGUCCAAGGCAGCUAGAGAACCCGGACCAGACGGCCGAUGUUCGCAAGAGUGGAGCAUGCUUGCCAUGCCGGAUCUCCAAGACACGGUGCCACGAGAAUGGUGUCUGUCCCGCGUGCAGGAAGGCAUUCCCGGACCAUUCGCACAUGGUCUGUGGUCGAAAGAGCCUGGUCGAAUUGUGGCCUGCUAUCAAGAAGGGUGAAGAUUUUUGGGCAAGCAGCCGGGCCAAGGAGGCGCCCUUCCUCACUCAGACCCCGCGUGUCUUCACCGGAAAGCCAAAGCCCAUCUCCGUCUUCUUCUCCAGGGAGACCGAGUCACCGGCACUGAGUGCCUAUGUUCAACCCUAUCGAUGGCAGGACGAGGACGAGGACAGUCAGCUCGAGAAGGCUGCCUUCUGCCGUGACUACCCUCCCAAGCAUGAAGAGCUCCAGAAGUGGGUGGAGAACAGGAUCCAACACGAGCGUGGGUCGGAGUUCCCCCAAGUCUUGCAGAGGUUUCUCAUGGCGUACUCACGGGAAGGCAGUGGUCUGCCCAAGCACCGCUUGGUCCAGAAGGUCCACCAGAUGUCGUGCUUCUUUCGUAUCUGGAAGACGCCGUCCUUUUGGUGCCGCGACCCAACUGGCAAGAUUGCCAGCCUGCCCAUCUCGGUGCAGGCCCAGCUGAGGGCCAUUGCCCUGCGUGGGAUCAGCUCCGUUGAGCACGACGUACUCAAGGAGCUGGAUGGCCUGACAACACCCUCGCAUCAGCCAGGGCCCGACGACAAGCUGGCCGUGUGGGCGAGCAUGUGGCAACUGAUACUCAUCUACCGCGAGAUGACUGCCGCCGCGAGGAACUGCCUCAGCAUGUCCGAGAGUAGUCCUAGCGACCCCCACAGCCUUGCACUGCAGUCUCAAUGCAGGUUCUUUCUGGACUGCUUCUUCCCUCAGGUGACCAUCUUCUACCACUACCAGUUCCGCAACAAGAAGAGUCUCGAGGUGUCGCUUGAUUGGCUGAAUGCGCCUAAGUACGCCAGUCGCCUCCGCGGCAGUGGCAAGGGCAUCGAGCAAGCGGGUAAGGCAAUGAUUGACUGCCGCAAGAAGUUUCUGCAAACCAUCCAGUCAUCUGAUAACGAGGUGGACCGUCUGCUGUGUGUCUUUGUGGUCAACCACGAGCUCAAGAAGCUCAACGCCAGGAAGCGUACAUCGAAACCGUCAUCCAAAUCUAAAUCAUCUGCUCGUGAUGAAGAUGAUGACUGCGGCGAUUGA
Geosmithia morbida is the source of this 1824-nucleotide messenger RNA. RefSeq lists its product as uncharacterized. The record is from RefSeq and is a predicted model, not a curated record. Bases 1 to 1824 code for a protein of 607 amino acids. The transcript has 6 exons. Lineage: Eukaryota; Fungi; Ascomycota; Sordariomycetes; Hypocreales; Bionectriaceae.